UCCACAUAUCUUCUCCCCAGCCAUAAACUGUGUAGGCGAAGCCGCGGGAGGAAGAAACCUCUGAAACCCUAGCUUCCUCUUCUGUACAUCGUCUGCUCGGAAAACAUGUCGAGAAGAAAGACCAGAGAGCCCAAGGAGGAGAAUGUCACUCUUGGACCUGCAGUCCGUGAGGGAGAGCAAGUUUUUGGAGUUGUUCAUAUCUUCGCCUCAUUCAACGACACUUUUAUCCAUGUGACUGAUUUGUCUGGACGGGAAACCCUUGUUCGUAUAACCGGUGGAAUGAAGGUGAAAGCCGACAGGGAUGAAUCUUCACCCUAUGCAGCUAUGCUUGCUGCUCAAGAUGUUGCUCAGCGAUGCAAGGAGCUCGGCAUCACUGCCCUACAUGUGAAGCUCCGUGCCACUGGUGGGAACAAGACCAAGACCCCUGGUCCCGGUGCUCAAUCCGCCCUCAGAGCUCUUGCCCGUUCUGGCAUGAAAGUCGGUCGUAUCGAGGAUGUGACCCCCAUCCCGACCGACAGUACCCGCAGAAAGGGUGGUAGAAGGGGAAGGAGGCUGUGAUUCUUCUUCUGUGUUUCUCUUGCUCAGUUUUUUAUGGUGUGGACUCCCUUUAUAUUAGAAACUGUGUUUCCUUUGCCCUUGAACCGAAUGUUGCCAAAGUUUUGGAGUUUCUUAGUUUAAAAGAGUUCAUUCAGUUCCGUGCUUUGUCUAGUAGCGUUGUCUGUUUUGCUUUUGUCUUGUUGGCUGUGCAUGAACGGCGUAAAAAGAGCCGGUUUGGUCCGGUCCAAUCCAGAUCGUCAAACUUGGUUCA
Tarenaya hassleriana is the source of this 808-nucleotide messenger RNA. RefSeq names its product 40S ribosomal protein S14-3. The record is from RefSeq and is a predicted model, not a curated record. The coding region runs from base 106 to 558 and encodes 150 amino acids. Gene Ontology annotation, cellular component: ribosome; cytosolic small ribosomal subunit. NCBI's taxonomy places the organism in Eukaryota, Viridiplantae, Streptophyta, Magnoliopsida, Brassicales, Cleomaceae. Gene Ontology annotation, biological process: ribosomal small subunit assembly; maturation of SSU-rRNA from tricistronic rRNA transcript (SSU-rRNA, 5.8S rRNA, LSU-rRNA); translation. Gene Ontology annotation, molecular function: structural constituent of ribosome; small ribosomal subunit rRNA binding; mRNA 5'-UTR binding. The transcript has 6 exons.